AGAGUAUUUCAUGCAACGUUUUCCCGAACUUCCUCUACUGGUGCCAAAAUUAUUAGAUCGACGGACUUGAAAACAAGAUCUAAAUUGCAAAAACAUUUUACCUAUACUGAAUAUCAUGUGAAAAUUGAAGAAGUUAGUGGAAAGAAAAGCAAAGACGUCAUGGACAAUCUUGAUCUUGACGCUUCUGAAGAAAAGAAAUCUUUGCUAUUUCUACUAAAUGAUAAUGACAGUGAUGCUGAUAUUGGUAUAACGUCUACAUCAGGACCUACGACAUACACUUAUUCAAGCCAACUUGAAAUUGCUGAGAAAACGGACAACAAAAUAUUCAAUCUGAAGUUUCUAGCCCAGAUGCACAUCAAUGAAUAUCACAAUUUUGUUGGGAAGUCGCAAAAAUGGAAUUGCGUUGACAAAUCAGUGAUGCAUCGCAAAAAGUUUGAAAUGAUGCAAAAACAUUGGCUUGAACAUCCAGGUGAUAUUAGAAUUAAAGGUGAUGUACGUGUGAUUUUCAUGGACGAGUUCUUGAUUGGCGAAGGAAGUGGUGGAACCUGUGUUUAUCUUGGUUUGGGAAAGGAUGGAUAUGGAAAAGCUGUAAAAAAAAUCCCUAAAAAGAGCUCUCUCCAUCUUGCUUUACGAGAAAAGGAUGUUUUAAAUGAGCCAAAGGCAAAGAAGUCGAAGCAUGUUGUAAAGUAUUGGAACUAUGUAGAAGAGGAAGGAGAAGAUUUUGUCUAUUUGAUAGUAGACUUGUGCGAACAAACUUUGAAAAGUUUUGUUGAGUCUACUAGUUUAGAUAAACUUCACGAAGCCCUUCCCGAAAUCCUUAGACAAAUUUUAACUGGAUUAUCUGAUCUUCAUAGUUGCCCAAGUUCUAUUCUUCAUCGAGAUAUAAAGCCUUCUAAUGUUCUUCAAGACGUGGAAGGCGAAUUUAUGAUAGCUGACUUUGGCAUUAGUCGAAUAUUGGAAAGUGGCGAUAACUCAACAUAUCAAAGCAGUCCUGGUACAGGCAGUUAUGGUUGGUCCGCUCCUGAAUCCUUGGGUGGUGGUCGUUACAAGAAAGAGUCUGAUAUAAUGAGUGCAGGAAUGGUGGCUUAUUAUGUUGCAACAAAAGAGGAACAUGCUUUUGGAACUGAAGAGAAUAGAUUGAAAAACUUGUUAAAUGGAAACCCUGUUGGCUUGAAGAAAAUUGAUGAUGUUCAACUUAAAGAUCUUCUUUCAUGGAUGCUACAGCAUAAGCCUGAACUCAGGCCAUCAGCCAACGAGGCGUUUAAACAUCCUUAUCUACGAUCCAAUGAGGAAAAGUUUGACAUGCUGAGUAAAGUUGGGAACCAACCGGAGAUAAAAAAACCAAUAUGUCGAAAUUCAGAUGUUCGUAAGCGGUUGAAUCUUCGCUCAAAAUGGAUGAAACGUAUCGAUGAUGAAGUUUUGAAAGAUUUAAAAACAUUUAAAGUAAAAAACAAAAAAAGGACUGUAACUUACGAGUCUUCAUGGGCAAGUUGUUUGAGAUUCAUACGUAACGUUGAUCAGCACUGGCAUGAUAAAUCUCGUUCACGUCUAUUGCCAUAUAUCAAGGAAGGCAACUAUAAAGAGUAUUUCAUGCAACGUUUUCCCGAACUUCCUCUACUGGUGCACAAAAUUAUUAGAUCGACUGACUGGAAAACAAGAAGUAAAUUACGACAACAUUUUAUCUGAAACAUAAAUCCUGUGAAAAUUGAAGGAAGUCAAUGGAAAGAAAAUUGAAGACAUUAUUGACAACCGUAAUCUUCAUGGAAAAUGAAAUAUAACAAACUCUUAACUAAUUAUGUGCCACUUUCAAAUUGUUAAGUUGAGCAACGACCAAGAAAUUGGUUCAUAAAGUCAUAUCAAGAAUUACUUGCAUGUAUAGUCACUGAAAUAUGGAUUAUUAAUAAACUUAAAUUCGAUCAUAUAUGUAUGUAAAGGUCUUAAUUAAUGUAGGACGUGAAUGCAUGAAAAUCAAUUAGGGAAAUGUGUGCAUUAAUUAUAGUCGUAGAGCAUCUUGCAAAUAAAUGUAAUGUUUGUUAUAUACUUCGUCAUAAAAGUUGAAUAUGUUAA
Messenger RNA from Xenia sp. Carnegie-2017, 2067 nucleotides. RefSeq names its product serine/threonine-protein kinase/endoribonuclease IRE2-like. Gene Ontology annotation, cellular component: IRE1-TRAF2-ASK1 complex. Bases 160 to 1686 code for a protein of 508 amino acids. The record is from RefSeq and is a predicted model, not a curated record. Gene Ontology annotation, molecular function: protein serine/threonine kinase activity; ATP binding; RNA endonuclease activity. The transcript is spliced from 7 exons. Gene Ontology annotation, biological process: IRE1-mediated unfolded protein response; protein phosphorylation; intrinsic apoptotic signaling pathway in response to endoplasmic reticulum stress. Lineage: Eukaryota; Metazoa; Cnidaria; Anthozoa; Malacalcyonacea; Xeniidae.